Molecule: messenger RNA, 4588 nt
Organism: Echinops telfairi (small Madagascar hedgehog)
Lineage: Eukaryota; Metazoa; Chordata; Mammalia; Afrosoricida; Tenrecidae
Gene: CLEC16A
Product: C-type lectin domain containing 16A
Exons: 25
Coding region: 138-3401 (1087 amino acids)
Biological process (GO): endosome to lysosome transport; endosomal transport; regulation of autophagosome maturation
Cellular component (GO): endolysosome membrane; late endosome
Source: RefSeq, a predicted model, not a curated record
CUGUGGGCCAGGGAGGCAGGUAUCUCGCAGUGUCUCCACCACCUCAGCUUCUACCUCCUUCGCUUGAGCUGCCCUCGCGGGCGCCUGGCUGCUCGGGCAUGAGACCGUGAAGUGAGAGACGGGGCCGCGUCGCCGACAUGUUUGGCCGCUCGCGGAGCUGGGUGGGCGGGGGCCAUGGCAAGUCCUCCCGCAACAUCCACUCUUUGGACCACCUCAAGUAUUUGUACCACGUUCUGACCAAAAACACCACAGUCACGGAACAGAACCGGAACCUGCUCGUGGAGACCAUCCGCUCCAUCACCGAGAUCCUGAUCUGGGGCGAUCAGAAUGACAGCUCUGUCUUCGACUUCUUCCUAGAGAAGAACAUGUUUGUUUUCUUCUUGAACAUCCUGCGGCAGAAGUCGGGGCGCUACGUGUGUGUGCAGCUGCUGCAGACCUUGAACAUCCUCUUUGAGAACAUCAGUCACGAGACCUCCCUCUAUUAUCUACUCUCCAACAACUACGUCAACUCCAUCAUCGUGCACAAGUUUGACUUUUCCGACGAGGAGAUAAUGGCGUACUACAUAUCGUUCCUGAAAACGCUCUCGCUAAAACUCAACAACCACACCGUUCAUUUCUUUUACAAUGAGCACACUAACGACUUUGCCCUGUAUACAGAAGCCAUCAAAUUUUUUAAUCAUCCUGAAAGCAUGGUUAGAAUUGCUGUCAGAACCAUAACUUUGAAUGUGUACAAAGUGUCAUUGGAUAACCAGGCCAUGUUGCACUACAUCAGGGACAAAACAGCUGUUCCUUACUUCUCCAACUUGGUGUGGUUCAUCGGGAGUCACGUGAUUGAGCUGGACAACUGUGUGCAGACGGACGAGGAGCACCGGAAUCGGGGGAAACUGAGCGACCUGGUAGCUGAGCACCUGGACCACCUGCACUAUCUCAAUGACAUCCUCAUCAUCAACUGCGAGUUCCUCAACGACGUGCUCACCGACCACCUGCUCAACAGGCUCUUCCUGCCACUCUACGUGUGCUCGCUGGAACACCAGGACAAAGGAGGAGAGCGCCCGAAAAUCAGCCUGCCCGUGUCUCUCUACCUUCUCUCCCAGGUCUUCCUAAUUAUACAUCAUGCACCCCUGGUAAACUCACUUGCUGAGGUCAUUCUGAACGGUGAUCCAUCUGAGAUACACGUCAAGACUGAGCAGGAUGUUCAGAGAAAUACUCCCAGCUCACACAGUGACGGUGAUGCCGCAGCAGCUCAGCCCCCUGGGAACAGAACAGUGUGUGGAGCACAGUUCCUGUCUGACGCACGGCGGGGCACCAAGGAGUGGGAAUCCACUGGAAGGGCCAAGCCCAGCAUUCGGUGUUUCAUAAAACCCACCGAGACGCUCGAGCGGUCGCUUGAGAUGAACAAGCACAAGGGCAAGAGGCGGGUGCAAAAGAGACCCAACUACAAAAACGUUGGGGAGGAAGAAGACGAGGAAAAAGGGCCCACUGAGGAAGACCACGCCGCCGCCGAGAAGGCUAAAGGUACAGAGGGUGGUUCAAAAGGCACCAAGACGAGUGGGGAGAGUGAAGAGAUAGAGAUGGUGAUCAUGGAGCGCAGCAAGCUCUCAGAGGUGGCCGGCAGCACUUCCAUGCAGGAGCAGAACACCACGGAUGAGGAGAAGAGCGCCGCCGCCACAGGCAGCAGCGACAACCUGCAGUGGAGCAGACCCUUCCUGGAUAUGGUGUACCUGUCCCUGGACAGCCCUGAGGAUGACUACCAUGCCCUCUUCGUGCUCUGCCUCCUCUAUGCCAUGUCACAUAACAAAGGAAUGGAUCCGGAAAAAUUAGAGCGAAUCCAGCUCCCAGUACCAAACGAAGCCGAGAAGACCACCUACAACCAUCUCCUGACCGAAAGACUCAUCAGGAUAAUGAAUAAUGCUGCCCAGCCAGAUGGGAAGGUCCGGUUGGCCACACUGGAGCUGAGCUGCCUGCUCCUGAAGCAGCAGGUCCUGGCCAGCUGCAGCUGCAUCAUCAAGGACGUGCACCUGGCCUGCCUAGAGGGUGCCAGAGAAGAGAGUGUUCACCUGGUGCGGCACUUUUACAAGGGAGAAGAAAUUUUCCUGGACAUGUUUGAAGACGAGUACAGGAGUAUGACGAUGAAGCCCAUGAACGUGGAGUACCUUAUGAUGGACGCUUCCAUCCUGCUGCCCCCGACGGGCACGCCGCUGACGGGCAUCGAUUUUGUCAAGCGCCUGCCAUGCGGCGACGUGGAGAAGACCCGGCGGGCCAUCCGGGUGUUCUUCAUGCUCCGCUCCCUGUCACUGCAGCUGCGUGGGGAGCCCGAGACCCAGCUGCCGCUCACCAGAGAGGAGGACCUGAUCAAAACGGAUGACGUCCUGGAUCUGAAUAACAGCGACUUGAUCGCAUGCACAGUCAUCACCAAAGAUGGCAGCAUGGUCCAGCGUUUCUUGGCAGUGGAUAUUUACCAGAUGAGCUUGGUGGAGCCCGACGUAUCCAGGCUUGGCUGGGGAGUGGUCAAGUUUGCAGGCCUUCUGCAGGACAUGCAGGUGACCGGCGUUGAGGAUGACAGCCGCGCCCUGAACAUCACCAUCCACAAACCUGCCUCCAGCCCCCACUCCAAGCCCUUCCCCAUCCUCCAAGCCACCUUCAUUUUCUCGGACCACAUCCGCUGCAUCAUCGCCAAGCAGCGCCUCGCCAAGGGCCGCAUCCAGGCCAGGCGCAUGAAGAUGCAGAGAAUAGCUGCCCUCCUGGACCUCCCAAUCCAGCCGACCACCGAAGUGCUGGGGUUUGGACUCAGCUCGACGGCGCCCGCUCAGCACCUGCCUUUCCGCUUCUAUGAUCAGUGUCGCCGCGGCAGCAGCGACCCCACAGUGCAGCGCUCCGUGUUCGCGUCGGUGGACAAGGUGCCAGGUUUUGCGGUGGCCCAGUGCAUAAACCAGCACAGCUCACCGCCCAUGUCCUCCCCGUCACCACCGGCCACCAGUGGGAGCCCCAGCGGCAGCACUAGCCACUGCGACUCGGCCAGCGGCAGCUUGUCGUCCACACCCUCCGCAGCCCAGAGCCCCCCAGAUGACCCCAUGACUCCUGAACAGCCACGGCCCCACCUUCCUGACCACUUGGCGGUCGUCAGCGAGACAGAAGCAGGCCCCAGGCCCAACAAGAGCCCCGUGAGGAGUGCAGAUGUGGAAACAGCCACCCUGUCCCCCAGCCUCGUCCCUGCACCGCAGCCCACCAUCUCCCUGCUCUGCGAGGACACGGCCGACACCCUCAGUGUGGAGUCACUGACCCUCGUCCCCCCCGUGGACCCCCACAGUCUCCACACCCUCACCGCCAUCCCCCUGCCCCCCGCAGCCACCUCGGGCCAGGAGGCUGGGCCCCUAGAGCCAGCAGGCCCCAGCGAACACUGAUCCAGCUUGGAGAGGCCAUCCUUGUGGGACCUCCGCACCGUACCCAACAGCCCCUCCAGCCCUCUCCUGAGUUCUCCUGUGUAGAGACACACACCACACACACACACACACACACACACACACACACACACCCCGUACCUCUUCCAGAACAGAGCUGAGCCCUGAAGGGGUCCUGCUGAGUGACCUUGCCCCACCCCCGCCCCAUCGCCGUGUGCCCAGAGAUGGACAAGACCUGUGGGAAGUUGCACCUUAGAUGGGGAGAACUGGGCCGAUGCUGCCUGGUCCCCUGGGGUGUUUGUUUCCGCCUGGGCAGCAGAUGAAAGCAUCUAGUGGAAAAGUCCACACACACACACACACACACACACAUCCCCCUGCCCUAAGGUUUGGUGUCAGUCAGACGCGGAGCGGGGAGUUCGGCUUUGCUUUCCCGCAAACGUCCCAGGGCUCUGUUGGCAACUCGCUCUCUGCGUGGCGCUCCGAUUUCUGGUCAGUGACUGGGGUUUCUCUCUGACUCACACUCACUCUGCCAGCCUGUGGAUGAUGAUAAAGCCCCUUCCUGGAAAGUUUGGACGAUUUUGCAAACAAACUCGGAAGUUACGCAUACUCUCGGAACAUGGAGCACUGAGAGGGUCAGGGCUGCUUUGGCGUCCCACCUGGGGGAGAGCUGGCUGUGGUCAGGGAGGUCCGCCGGCUCCCAGACUCCGCGGUCUCAGGAGAACUCAGCCGGGACAGCCUCAAGCUGCCUUUUCCAUCCUCACCCCAUCUGCAUCUAAGAAAGACCACGCACGUGACAGACCACUCGCUCCAGACGCCGUGAUGGAAUCCAAGCAAGGGAAGCUGCCCUCCCCCACCCCCACUCCACUUGCCGGGCACUGUCCAGUGUUCCCUGCCAGAUGCAGGUGCCCAGUGACCCCAACUGAGUUUGUUGUCCCCCCUGCUCUCAUGGCUCUGAGCACUGCAGGCUGGCAGUCAGAGGCUCAGAUGGCCGCACUGGCUCGCUGAGGCGGGUCCCUGGGCUCUGAGGACAGCACCUCCCAGGCUUCAGGCCAUUUAGUCGGGGCUGGCCCUCGUGUCCUGGCUGGUGGGGACCGGCAGUGCACGUCCUCGUGCCAGGGUCUAAGAGGAGCCCAGGCACUCGGGUCGAGCCACCUGGCAGCAGGCAUAGCCAGCAAACCUAGUAGCUGGCA